AUGUCAACAGCACCAGCACCAGCCGAAGAACACGAACUUCAGGAAAUCCGCAACCACGAUGCACCUUCGGACGAGAUAACCACGGCAAGGAGCGCUGCAUCUCAAGUUGAAGUGACCACAACCAGCGCUCGAACUCCCUCACCAACCCUCUCAGGCGAGACCGCCGUAGCCAACGAGCCCGAAGCCGCCCCUGCUCCAGCGUCUAGCUCAGGAUGGGCGCCACUACCACCACAUGCAAUGCCGCCCCCAACCCACCAAACUCGCACCGAUACCCCUCGAGCAGCACGACCAAGACCAACCAGGCGUUCAUGGCACGCCCCAAUGACCCGACGCGAGAAGUGGGUGCUCGCUACGAUCGUCGCCGUCCCGGCGGCGGUGUUGAUUGGGACUAUGGUGUAUGUUGCUGGUAAGGCUUUGAGGACGGAGAAAGGGGAUUGGGGAGAGGGAUGCUGA
This is a messenger RNA of Fulvia fulva, 453 nucleotides long. RefSeq lists its product as uncharacterized. The coding region runs from base 1 to 453 and encodes 150 amino acids. The transcript has a single exon. The record is from RefSeq and is a predicted model, not a curated record. Lineage: Eukaryota; Fungi; Ascomycota; Dothideomycetes; Mycosphaerellales; Mycosphaerellaceae.